CAAUACAAUCUAACUAAACCCAACCUUGUAGGAACUAACAGUUGAAAUUUGAAACCAUCAGAAUCACGUAAACAACGACCAUCAGAUCAGACGGCAGAAAAUCGACCAUCAUGGGCGUUCGAUAUGAAUUAACGGUGGUGAUUCUGAUGGUGCUAGUUCAUCAGAGUGUGCAGCUAAGGUCCACACAUCCAUUACAUGAGGUCGUGGAUAGGAUAAACAAUCAUGGAGGUCCGUACAUUGGGCUUGUUUUGGCCUUCCCUGCUGAACAAGUUCCUCUUCUAAACUCUGGACUUUUUGUGCCUAAUUCCAGAAAUCCAUUUAUUCAACUCUCUGGUAGGAAAUUCAACAUUGGAAAAAUCAAAGGUGUGGAUGUAAUCUAUGUCUUGACAGGAGAGCAAACAGUAAAUGCAGCUAUUACAGUACAAUCUCUUCUUCAAACGUUUAACAUUAAGGGGAUCGUUCACUAUGGCAUUGCUGGAUGCACUAACACUUCUAUGUCCGUCGGCGACGUUGGUGUACCACAUUCUUUUGCAUUCACCAGCUCCUGGAAAUGGCUGGAUUUCGGAUCAGAAGAAACAAGUGAGAAGGAGCUGAAAUUCGGGGCGUAUAAUCAUCCUCAAACAGGAGAGAAUUUACUGGAAAGAAUACAAUUCAGCCCAGUACAACUCUUCACUAAUGGGAAAGCAAUGGAAGAGAUCUUCUGGUUUCCUGUUGAUGCUCAUUGGUACAAUCUUGCUACUCAACUUCAGAGAGUUAAAUUACAACAAUGCCUGAACGAGACUGCUUGCUUGCCUAAAGAGCCAAAAGUAGUAUUUGGACUAAGAGGUUCAACUGCGAAUGUGUUUAUGUCAAAUUUGGCGUUUGCAAAGUUCCUUUAUGAAGAAUUCAGCAUAUCUACAGCAGAUGAAGAGAGUGCUGCAGUUGUACAUGCAUCACUUUCGAAUGGGGUUCCAUGUGUCGUGUUUCGUGGUGUAUCGGAUGUAGCAGGUGGAGAGAAACUGGCAUUGGCAGGUCUCAGUUCUUUAGCUGCUAUCAAUUCUUUCAAAGUUGCUGCUAAAUUUGUAGAACUCAUUGGUAGAAAGAAAGCUACGUUUUGAUCAACUUCAUCACUGCAAUAAUCCUAGCCUCUUAACACUUGCAAGCUAUGAUGAUUCUACCUUGAUUUGUACCAGUUCUAUUUUCUUGUACAUGCCCUGUUCGAUCAGUAAUAAACCAGUUUCUGUAACAUGAAAAAUUAUGGGGUGGAUCUUAAUGCAUUAAUUUACUAUUAA
Molecule: messenger RNA, 1271 nt
Organism: Spinacia oleracea (spinach)
Lineage: Eukaryota; Viridiplantae; Streptophyta; Magnoliopsida; Caryophyllales; Amaranthaceae
Product: bark storage protein A
Exons: 6
Coding region: 111-1097 (328 amino acids)
Biological process (GO): nucleoside metabolic process
Molecular function (GO): catalytic activity
Source: RefSeq, a predicted model, not a curated record